This is a messenger RNA of Rubroshorea leprosula, 370 nucleotides long. NCBI's taxonomy places the organism in Eukaryota, Viridiplantae, Streptophyta, Magnoliopsida, Malvales, Dipterocarpaceae. The record is from the annotation of a GenBank genome assembly.
UACCCAAACAAGUCUAUCUGACUGAAAUGGAGAAAAUGGUUGUUGCUGCUGAUGAGAAGGAAAAGGAGGUUAAAUUCGAGAAGGGGAAACGAGAUGUAGUUCUCGCUGCUAUGCUGCUUAUGUUAGGAACAGAGCACGUCCUUAUGCAGGCUCUGUUUCCCCCAGGCGGGAACUGCUAAAUCCAAAGUUCAAUGUCUUUUAUUCGGCUGCUUCCUACUUUCACUUUAAUUUAUUAUGCUGCUUUUGGUGUGCCCUUUUCCCCCCUUUUUCCUUUUAGCUAUAUGUUAUAAGUUGCAAGGCUUUGUCUUCGUGUCAGUGUUCAAGUAUAUAUUUAGAAUAAUUUUUUCCUGAAUAAUCUUAUUUGCUUCUU